GCAUCGACUGCUUUAGUCUGAAUAAUUUUUCUACGUCAUCCGCAGCCGGCAUUGUUUCGGGAAGAACGCUGGCUGUUGUCACCCACUAUAACGUCAACACGUGCAAUUUUUAUGAAACAACCGGAUAAAAAUGCUUAUUUGUACGCGUGUGCCUUUGCAUUCGGUGAUUUGGCAAGUUUAAACCGACUUAAUUGUCUUCCAAGUUACACAAUAAAGACGAAAAGCCCAACAAUGUCCGUUGUCGCCGUGUUGCGUUCAAUGACAUUUCGUUCACGUUUUAGGCGGAUUUGCUCUUUUCGCCGCUUUCUUCCAUCCGUCCUGCGCCAUCAUUCCACGUACACACCAGUGGCUCACCUCAGUCCUGGUAUUGAGAGAUACAAGGACUUGCAAGCUUCUUUUAAGAGACACCUGAAGGCAUCAUACAACAGUUUCUCAAACACACCUGACUACUCAGAGGUGUAUGGACGCCAUCAUGUUUACUUCAUUGAAGGAAACUGCAUCUACAGAAUGGAUAAAAAGAAACAAGGUGAGUCAAAACCAGAGCAGGUUGUUCACCUGGGACAGAUCCCUGUUGGUGAGGAAGACGAUGAGGAGACAAGACCUGAAGAGUGGACGGUGCAGAGAUUGCGUCUGUCCCCUCAGGAGAAGCAUCUUGCCGUCACAGUAAAGGCACAACACAAGCAAGCUUUAAGGUCCACAGAAGAGAAUAUAUCACACGUGAGUUAUUUUGCACUGAAAUUAUGUUUUUUGACGAUGUCACUCAGGUGUGUGCUGGUGAAGCUCGGACUGAAAAGAUCUCGUGUUCUCCUCACACUGGACCACGUCUUCAGCUUCGAGUGGGCCACAGAUGAGGUUUUGUUCUACACAAGCCAAGAGGGUCUGCGGUGCCACAGAGUCCACCGUCUGGACUUGACGCCGCACGGGAGCAACGUACGAUCCGUCUACCAGGAAUCCCAACCUGAUGUGUUUGUGGAGGUGGUCCUCUCCAGAAACCGACAGCUGCUCACCAUCAACAGCAGCAGCAGGACCAGCUCAGAGGUUCUGAUGGUCAAUGUCUCCGAUCCCGGUCUAGAACCCGUCAUGGUUCAGCCGCGCCAGCCGGGGCUGUUGUACCACCUGGAGCACUGGAGGCGGAGCUUGAUCGUACUCGCCAACACGGGGCCUGGCCAGGAAUAUCAGGUGGUGAAAGCCCCCCUCUCUGAGCCCUCCAUGUUGUCCUGGCACACAGUCUUCACGCCCCGUGCUGGCACCGUGCUCAAAGACAUGGACGUCGUGGAGGACCACUGUGUCCUGCUCGCGAAGACGGCGGCCAAUGAGCUGGAGCUGAUUGUGGUCCCACUGAUCCAACCCAGCCAAGCGUACACUUUGCAGCUCCCCUCCUGGGCCUGCAGCGUUGAAAGCAAGCGUCCAGGCCUUGCGGACCAACAUGUGUUGGAGUUCCUCAUCUCCUCCCCAGGCCACCCCCCCGUGUCAUACUUCCUGUACCCAGAGAAAGGGCUCCUUUUACCGGCCUCAGGUGGCUCUCCCAAGAACCAGGGGAGCGCGAUCAGCACCACACGCUUGCAGGCCUGCAGCCAAGAUGGGACUCUGGUGCCGCUGACACUCCUGCACGGAGCAAAGUGCAGCAAAGAGACACCUGUGCUGGUGCACGUCUACGGAGCUUACGGCAGGGACGUCAACAUGGACUUCUGCCUGGAGAAAAGGCUUCUGCUGGAGCGCGGCUGGGCUCUAGCCUACUGUCAUAUCAGAGGGGGUGGAGAGCUCGGAUUGUCCUGGCAAAGAGGAGCUCACGUGGAGGGGAAGGUCAAAGGCGUGGAGGACCUACAAGCCUGCCUCCAUCACCUCUUCUCCUCAGGGGUCUCCAGCCCCUCGCUGACCGCCCUCACGGCCUGCAGCGCCGGCGCCGUGCCGGUGGGGGCUCUGUGCAACAGGCAGCCAGACAUGAUGCAGGCGGUCGUACUGCAGAGUCCUUUUCUGGACGUGCUCGGAGCGAUGGAGGAUGCCCAGCUGCCUCUCACCGUGGAGGACAGGGAAGAGUGGGGGGACCCCGUCGGUAACCCAAAACACAGACUCGCCAUCGCCUCCUAUUGCCCAGUUCACAACAUUACACCUCAGCGCUACCCGUCCAUGCUGCUGACGGCCUACAGCGCGGACAGCAGGGUGCCUCUGGCCGGUGUCCUGAAGUACGUCGAGAAGCUGAAGGAAGCGGCGGCGAAAAUAGAACAUGAACCAAACAUUGUUGUGAAUAUCAAACAUGGAGGAGAUCACCUGGAAGCAGAAGACUGGGACUUGAUGCUGGAGGAGGAAGCCUUCACGCUAGCGUUUCUCUACAAGGAGCUGGGCCUGGAUCCUCCUCCCCCAUCUUCACGACGCAGGAGGACCAGAUAAAACUGUGGAUGUGAAGAACUGGAAAGUUUGCACUUUAGUGAAAGAUGGAAGAAGGGAAGUCAUUGCAGUGAUGCUUUCUUAUUGAGUCAGACAUGAAACAAUAACAUUAGAAGAUGGUGUUAGCAGGUAUAGAGAAUGUCCAUGACACUUAAAUAACAGGCCUUCUCAGACACGUAACACUGGUCGGGAUGGUUGGUGUUAAACCGAGCGUGGGCCGAGAACCGCAUCAGCAAACCCUCUCCAGCCUGGGUCCGGAUCUGAGAUUUGUGCACCGCUUUGUGGUCGUUGGCCACCUCGGUGCUAAUCAAAACCUCCAGCUGCUCGGGCAGCUCGCCGACAGCGGAGAGAUCCGUGACGGCCGACUCCCUGCCGAAAUUGAGCACCAGGAGGAAGGCAAGGUCCAGCCCGUCCAGUUCUCGGAUGUAGGAGAAGACGUGGUGGUCCGCGUGGACGUAGCAGAACCAGCCUCGUUGAAGAGCCAUCUCCGACUGACGCAGCGUGUUGAGGAGUCGGUACCGGAACAGGAGCGAGCCCUCGUCUUGCUUCUGGUCCUGAGUGAGGACACAUGGAAACACUCAACGCACCGUUAGGAAUGAAGAAAUAAGAAAGUGAUGUGUUGUAUGUAUACCUCCACAUUGACGUUGCUGUAGUCGGGGUGCACGGGCAACCAGGUGGUGUUGGUUCUGUUGGUGAAGCCUGCGUUGGAUGCAGAACUCCACUGCAUGGGAGAACGCUGAGGGUCUCUACUGGCGCUCUGCAGCAAACACACAAUCCAACAAAUUGUAAUCCAGUUCAGAAAUGCAAGUGACACUCCCUGUACCACUCAGGUUUAAAAUAUUUUAUUUUUGUUAGCGAUUAGGCAUGCUAGCCACCAGCUAGCAAUUAGCGCACCGGUGCUAUGCUCUACCUCAGGGGUCACCAACCUUUUUGAAACCAAGAGCUACUUCUUGGGUACUGAUUAAUGUGAAGGGCACAUUACCAGUUUGAUACACAAAUAAAUUGCCAGAAAUAGCCAAUUUGCUCAAUUUACCUUUAAUAAAUAAAUCUAUAUAUACAUUUUUUAAAAUGAGUAUUUCUGUCUGUCAUUCCGUAGUACAUUUUUUUUUCCUUUUAUGGAAGGUUUUUUGUAGAGAAUAAAUUAUGAAAAACACACUUAAUUGAACGGUUUAAAAGAGGAGAAAACACGAGAAAAAAAUGAAAAUUAAAUUUUGAAACAUAGUUUAUCUUCAAUUUCGACUCUAAAAUUCAAACGAAAAAUAUGGAG
Messenger RNA from Nerophis ophidion (straightnose pipefish), 3652 nucleotides. It is a transcript of the gene prepl, whose product is annotated as prolyl endopeptidase like. Gene Ontology annotation, molecular function: serine-type endopeptidase activity. The coding region runs from base 112 to 2388 and encodes 758 amino acids. Gene Ontology annotation, biological process: proteolysis. Gene Ontology annotation, cellular component: Golgi apparatus; cytoskeleton. The record is from RefSeq and is a predicted model, not a curated record. The transcript is spliced from 14 exons. NCBI's taxonomy places the organism in Eukaryota, Metazoa, Chordata, Actinopteri, Syngnathiformes, Syngnathidae.